CAGAGGGAUUACACACUUUACAGGAGACCAUUUCAGCAGCGGCAGCCAUGGUGGACGCAGCAGCAGCAGAGCAGUUCCUGGACGCCAACCCGCAGUUUGCGAAGCAGUACUACGACAUCAACUUCCGCCCAAAAGUCAUCUCAGACCUGCUGGACAGCAACCGGAAGGUGGCGGUGGACUUCAGCAAGUUCCACAACCUGACGAUGGUGGAGGAGAGCGAGGUGCUCUUUGACCUGGUGCGGGACAUCCAGGACAACCUGCAGAUGGAGAAGUGCAUCUUCAACCUCAUGAGACACCUCAGCUUCAUCAUGAGGGCCGACCGCAUGAGUCUCUUCAUGUACCGACAGAGGAAUGGAGUCGCUGAGCUGGCAACCAGGUUAUUUAAUGUCCACACAGAUGCAGCCUUUGAAGACUGCCUGGUGCCUCCUGACAGUGAGAUUGUGUACCCGUUGGAUAUGGGCAUCGUGGGCCAUGUGGCAACGUCCAAAAAGAUGGUCAACAUUCCUGUAGUGUCUGAGAGCCCUCAUUUCAGCAACUUUGUGGAUGAGCUGACAGAGUACGAGACCAAGAAUGUGCUCGCCGUCCCCAUCAUGAACGGUAAAGACAUGGUGGCUGUAAUGAUGGCCGUCAACAAGUUGGAUGGGCCUCACUUCACCGCCAAGGAUGAAGAGAACUUAAGCAAGUACCUGAACUUCGCCAACCUGUUCCUGAGAGUUUUCCACCUGAGCUACCUGCACAACUGUGAGACCAGGAGGGGACAGGUGCUGCUGUGGUCGGCCAGCAAGGUGUUCGAAGAGCUGACGGACAUAGAGAGGCAGUUCCACAAAGCCCUGUACACAGUCCGGGCUUUCCUCAACUGUGACCGCUACUCUGUGGGUCUGUUGGACAUGACCAAAACCAAGGAGUUCUUUGACCUUUGGCCAGUUCUGAUGGGAGAAGUUCCUCCAUAUGAUGGACCCAAAACUCCUGAUGGAAGGGAAAUAGUCUUUUACAAGCUGAUUGAUUACAUCUUACACGGCAAAGAGGACAUCAAAGUCAUACCGAAUCCUCCAGCAGAUCACUGGGUCCUGUGCACUGGUUUGCCAACCUAUGUGGCAGAGACCGGACUGAUCUGCAACAUAAUGAAUGCUGCUGAGGACGAGUUUUUCAACUUUCAGAAGGAGCCUCUGGACGACUCCGGCUGGACCAUUAAGAACGUCCUGUCCAUGCCUAUCGUCAACAAAAAAGAGGAGAUCGUGGGUGUGGCCACGUUCUAUAAUAGGAAAGAUGGGAAACCCUUUGAUGAAAUGGAUGAAACACUGAUGGAGUCUCUGACCCAGUUCCUUGGCUGGUCCAUGCUGAACCCUGACACCUACGAUAAGAUGAACAAGCUGGAGAACAGGAAGGACAUCUACCAGGACAUGGUUAUGUACCACGUGAAGUGUCGCAAGGAUGAAAUCCAGCAGAUUCUGAACACCAGGGAGAGAUGGGGGAAGGAGCCCGACGAGUGCGAAGAGGAGGAGCUCCAAGAGAUCCUGUCAGAGGUCCUUCCAAACUCUAAGAAAGCUGAAAUCUUUGAGUUUCACUUCUGCGACUUUGAGCACAGUGAACUGGACCUGGUGAAAUGUGGCAUCAAGAUGUACUACGAGCUGAAGGUGGUGGACAAGUUCCACAUUCCCAGAGAGGUCCUGGUGAGGUUCAUGUUCUCGCUCAGUAAAGGCUACAGGAGGAUCACCUACCACAACUGGAGGCACGGCUUCAACGUCGGACAGACCAUGUUCACCCUGCUCAUGACAGGUGAUCUGAAGCGUUACUACACAGACCUGGAGUGUAUGGCCAUGGUGACUGCCGGCUUCUGCCACGAUAUCGACCACAGAGGAACCAACAACCUUUACCAGAUGAAGUCUGGUAAUCCUCUGGCCAAACUUCACGGCUCCUCCAUCUUGGAAAGACACCAUCUGGAGUUUGGGAAGACGCUGCUGAGAGAUGAGUCGAUGAACAUUUAUCAGAAUCUGAACCGCCGCCAGCAUGACAUCGUUAUCCACCUCAUGGACAUCGCCAUCAUUGCCACUGACCUGGCUCUCUACUUUAAGAAGAGGACCAUGUUCCAGAAGAUCGUGGAUCAGUCAAAGACCUACGAGAACUGGGCCGACUGGACCAAGUACAUGAUGCUGGAGACCACACGUAAAGAGAUCGUCAUGGCCAUGAUGAUGACUGCAUGCGACCUGUCUGCCAUCGCCAAACCGUGGGAGAUUCAGAGCAAGGUGGCGCUGUCUGUAGCUGCGGAGUUCUGGGAGCAGGGAGACCUGGAGAGGACAGUCCUGGAGCAACAGCCCAUUCCAAUGAUGGACAGAAACAAAGCUGAUGAGCUUCCAAAGCUGCAGUGCGGUUUCAUUGACUUUGUCUGCUCUUUUGUGUACAAGGAGUUCAGUCGUUUCCAUGUGGAGAUCACCCCCAUGCUGGACCGCCUGCUGAACAACAGGAAGGAGUGGAACGCCCUGAAGGAGGAGCACGACGCCAAAAUGGCAGCACUGGAGGAGGCCAAGAAAGCCAAGGAGGCAGGGGCUGAGAGAGCUGCAGCAGCCAGACAAGCAAGUGCAGCCCAGUCUUCAAAGACUUGUUCUCUCAGCUAGAGAUGCUACAGCAGUACCAAGCUGCAUGCAACAUUAUUGUGGUCCAACACCAGCCUCCCUCAAAGAUCUUUACUUUUAUUUCCUUUGUGAACAGUUCACUCUGAGCAAAUAUCUCACUGUAAGAAUAGUGUCCAACUGUUGCAAGCUCUGAUAUCUAUCCUUCUCUCUUUUCCUGUUCCCUUUAUACUGCUUUCUCCUGUCUAAACAUGAAAACUGUGUUGCUAAUUUGAUGCACUUUGAUUUCAGACUGUACAGCUGUUUUUAUGAAACUUCACUGUCUAAUGCUUCAGCCACAGUCUAACAAGAACACCAGAAGACAGUAUUACAGGCUGCUUGUGCAUUUUUAGAGGCCUUUAGAUAAAUUUACACUCCCGAUCAAAAUCUUAAGACCAGUUGAAAAAUUGCAAGAAUUAGCAUUUCGCACUGUUGGAUCUUAGGAAGGUUCUAAGUAGAGCUUCAAAAUGCAAAAAUAAGAAAUGGGAGUGAGACAGAAAAAAAAUGAGUAACCAAUUUAUUUUAAAAAAAAAAAUUAAACUGAAGGCUGUUCAUUAGCUGAUCAAAAGUUGAGGACCAUAGCUCAAAAAACACUGAAAACCCUCUCAAAAAAUCGUUUGGGCGUGCUUGAUGCAAAUGUUUCCAGGAGGCUAGUGGGAACGUUGCUCCAAGUGGUGAAGAUGGCUUCCUCCGCCAGGUUAAAACAUUCUCUUAUUUGAUUAGCAGUUAGGUUAGACUUCAGCAUUACAUUGGCUGGAAACAACAGAUAAACAGUGCUUACACAUAUUUGUCCAUGCAACAUUAUUUGCUGAUGGCUGAUGUUUGUCAACAAGGCUCAUGUAAAUACCGGUGUUGAACCAUUGCACUGAUGCAUCCCAACAGUUACAAUUUUUGCGGCAUUUCUGCAAAUCUUACUUACAGACCUGCAGCUGCCCAUGCAUGCUAUGCUCUAGAGCAGUUGUUCUCACCAGGACUCACCAUCAAAUCCGUCAUGAAAAAUUAGAACCUUAGAUUCUGAAAAUUAUCAACUAAUCAGAUCUUCAAUUUCCACAUACAGUGGCUGCAUUGCGAUCUGCCGUUAAAGCACGCUGCAGAGAAAUAGUUCUUCUUUGUUCAAUCAGAGCACUUACACAGCCCACCCUCAGCCCAGUCCGGCACAUCCCUGAAGCACCACUCUGCUCUGCUUUGUUGGAGAUACACAGCAGCCCUAUUUUCAGUGCUGGCCGCUGUCAAACUGCACAAUUCCACAUAGAGCAGACCGAUCGAAACUGCCAGAAAAACAUGCAAAGUAUCUGGUUGACUUCAAAUUACAACACAAUGCACAGAAUCCCCAUUGUAAAUCAUCACUAUAUCAACAUUAAAUUUCAUCCUGUAGCACAAGCAUAAGGUCAUUGGGAGUUCAGUGGGUCCCAGAGCUUCAACGGCACUAUUGAUAAGGAAAAGUUAACUUUUGAGGUGGAAAACCAAAGAAUUUUACAUGGAAACACAGAUUCUUUGUAGCAACCAUUAACCUUUAACUUCAUAAUGUACUCACCCUUGAAAGCGAUAGAAUCAUGGAUUCAUGCCAAAAUUGAUAUCAAAUCAACCCCAAAAAGGAGCAUAAUCUGCUGUUGACAUGCUGUUCCCGUGUGAACUCUUUCUCCCAGCUGAAAAGUCUGCUUCAUUCCAUUUACAAGUAUACAGUAUAAUACUGAGACAUGCACUUUCAUGACUCCAAGUGCAGCCACAGUUAACACCCCCAAUAAUGCAACUAGAAUUUUUGUUUGCAUUCAGAGUACACUGCUGGCCACAUGGCCACACACUAUGCACACAACCCUUUUCAUUACACAGCUAAAAACUGUGUUUUAUACAAGUUCAUCUUAUUUCCAGAUUUUUGGAUCUUUGUUUAACAGAGUGCAUUCCCACUCCUUACUUUGCAACACUCUCAAUAUCAACUGCAGCAGAGUAUUACAGCAGAGCAUGAUCUGAUGGUCCACACAUAAAUAGUUUUAAUACAUACUUAUUUGACAUUUUCAUUAUAGAAUGAUAAUCUAAUAUGUUAUUGUCAUUUUCCAUACAUGUGUAGACACACAUAUUUUGACAGAAUUACUGUCAGACAGAAUUUAUAUCCUUGUAACAAAAGUAUAUAUUAGUUGCAUAAAUUCUGCUUAUACAGAAUAUUUUAUGUUCUAAAGUUUUAUUUUUAUCAGCAGGUUUUGUGCUGCUCAGUACAGUUGUGUACUUUAUAGAAACUACUAAGUGUGCUUAUCGGACUGUUUUUUCCAUAACUUUCAUGUCAGUCUCUGAAUGUAGGGCUUAUUGCAAAAGCUUGCAAAUCCUGUCAGAUUGGGAACAUUUACAUAUUAUU
Molecule: messenger RNA, 4953 nt
Organism: Cheilinus undulatus (humphead wrasse)
Lineage: Eukaryota; Metazoa; Chordata; Actinopteri; Labriformes; Labridae
Gene: pde6a
Product: phosphodiesterase 6A, cGMP-specific, rod, alpha
Exons: 24
Coding region: 48-2612 (854 amino acids)
Biological process (GO): signal transduction
Molecular function (GO): 3',5'-cyclic-nucleotide phosphodiesterase activity; protein binding
Source: RefSeq, a predicted model, not a curated record